Molecule: messenger RNA, 603 nt
Organism: Triticum aestivum (bread wheat)
Lineage: Eukaryota; Viridiplantae; Streptophyta; Magnoliopsida; Poales; Poaceae
Exons: 2
Coding region: 1-603 (200 amino acids)
Source: RefSeq, a predicted model, not a curated record
AUGGCGGCGGCGGCGCUACUGCUGCUGCUGGUGUCGCUGGCGGCGGCGGCGCCCACGAGCAACACAUCGGACAGGUGGGAGAGGACGAGGAGCGAGGAGAAAUGGCGGAUCGAGGAGGAGACACGGCAGAUCUUCACGGAGUGGAAGGCCAAGCAGGGCACGACCAACAGCUCCCUCGCCAAGGAGGAGCAGCGCGCGUACACCAUGUUCAAGCACAGGCUCGGCCUCAUCGACCGGCGGUGGCAUGACGAAGGCUACUCCGUCUUCUCCUGGGAGAGGGGGAGGAGCGAGGAGGACACGCGCAAGAUCUUGGCGGAGUGGAAGGUACGAGUAGGCAUUACCUACAGCUCCAUCGCCCACGAGGAGCACCGGUACACCAUAUUUAAGGAGGCCCUCCGCGACAUCGACCAGCACAACGCUGGCUACGCCAUCGGGGUCUACAAUAACAACCGAUGCAUCGACCAGUUCAGCCAUCUCACCCAAGAGGAGUACGAAGCCGUUUGCUGCGGGUACUGGGAGGUGAUGCCGUCCGAGGCCGAAUUACAGAGGGUGGGCGAGAUCCAGGAGCGCUUGUGGCAGGCAUUUACUCAUCGGCUAAUUUAA